Messenger RNA from Hermetia illucens (black soldier fly), 606 nucleotides. RefSeq names its product lipase member I-like. Lineage: Eukaryota; Metazoa; Arthropoda; Insecta; Diptera; Stratiomyidae. The coding region runs from base 1 to 606 and encodes 201 amino acids. The record is from RefSeq and is a predicted model, not a curated record. Gene Ontology annotation, molecular function: lipase activity. The transcript has 5 exons.
AUGGAAAAGGACACUAAUCCCAACAUAUAUGAACUGCCAAAAGCUACGAGUAUUUUGGAACAUCCUAAAUUUGAUAAAGGGAAACCGACGGUUAUUUAUAUUCACGGAUUUCUAGGAAAACUUUCAGCGGAUGACGUAAAAGCAGUUGUUGCGGCUUAUGCGGCCCGCAAUGAUCAUAAUAUUCUCGUAUUAGAUUGGCAUUCUCAAGCCGUACCAGGAUAUUUUUUGCAUGCCGUAAAGAACGUUUACAAGGUUGGUGCUCAAGCAGCUGGUGCUAUAUUGGACAUGAUCGAUAAAGGCCUCAAUGUUAAACAUUUGCAUAUUGUUGGCCAUUCAUUAGGUGGUCAAAUGGCAGGGGUGAUUGGACGCACAGUUUAUAAGGAAUCCAAUGAAACCAUCAAACUGCCACGUUUAUCUGCUUUGGAUCCUGCUUAUCCCGGCUUCUAUGGUUACACGAAUGCAGCGCAUUUGAGCCGCGAUGAUGCAGAACUAGUUGAUGUUUUGCAUACAGACAGCGGGGUUUAUGGUGCCCCCAUGUCAACCGGUACUGUUGAUUUUUGGCCAAACAAUAAAAAUGACCAACAACCUGGGUGUUUUGUCAAAUAA